AAUAAAAUGCCAAUGGGCACUCCAUAAACUUCCUCGCUACCAGCGCCAUCUUCCAGCUGAAGGAAAACGCAUCGUUUUUCUCUCCAUUCUGUGUGGCUAAAUUAAAUUUUCAAGCUGUCGCAGCAAAAGCGCUCAUUGCAGUGGUCAAUUGGUCUGUCUUUGCGCUCUUUACUCAGUACUGGGUUGUGACCACAAAAGACUAGAGAGAAAUUGAAGACGAUAAUGAAGAAGCUGAGAUGGGCAAUGGACGGAGGCUUUUGGGAGCUGGACAUGUCCACACCCAUAACUCUGGAAGGAGAAGCUCGGGCGGUGCCUGGAGACCCGCUUCCACUCGGACUUUCGAGAGGCACAAAAUUGUCCAGGCCCAAGCAGAUCCAUUUCUUCCAACGUUUCAUGUCCUCACCCUUUAUCCCUUCCUAUUCCCCUCCCACGCCUCCACAUGGAGGACAUGGUUUCUCUCUCCAAAGCGUCCUCGCUAUUCCCACUUUCAAUCAAAAUUGGUUUGGCACGUUGCUUGGUCAAUUCAAUUUGCAAAAGUUUUUGUCCUCUAUUAAUGAGAGUGGUGCUUGGCACUCCUCAAACUCCUCCCGCCUCCAUACCAUUUGUAGACAUCUUCAUGAUAAAUCCCUAUACGCACUUGGUUUCUGUUCAGAGCUCUUAUUAACCCCUGAUGAUACGCUUCUCUUCAGCCUUGAAACUUACGGUCAUAAUAGGACAACCCGUAAGAAGGCAACCCUUCAUCACAAGUUCCCAAAUCACAAUUUAACGCUGGAGGCAGUUUCUCCUGGACUUUUUGUUGACAAGACUGGUAGCUAUUGGGAUGUACCUUUCUCCAUGGCCUUUGACCUCGCUUCUGUUGCUUCUGACUCUGGUGCCAGUUACCAUUUGUGUAUGCAUCAUAAUGCGGGAUCUCCAAAGCUGUUUGAAGGUGGUCAUGCCUUGGGAGUUCCUGCAGCACUGCUUCCUGGUUUCUCUGUGAAAAGUGCUUUUUCCUUUAAGAAAAAUAUAGAUAUUUGGAGAAGCAAAGCUCAGAAGUUGAAGAUGGUGCAACCAUUUGAUCUGUUGCUUUCAAAUCCCCACAUUUCUGCAUCAGGGAUCAUUGGUGCUGCUAUGACAACCUGUCUUGGAGAUAACUCGGUUAGAUCGCAAGUGGAUGAUUUUCAGGGUUUUAAAGGCUUAUGUCUUUAUACACCUGCAGUAAGAUCUGGCUUGUUGGCUGAUAUAUUUUCAUCUGUUUCAGUUACGGCUCAGCAUGGAAACUUCCAAAGACUAUUUCUAGAUCUUACUCGAUUUCAUUUUCAUUUGGAUUUUCCUUCUGGGUCCAAGUUUGUUUCGGGUGCUGCUAAAUUAGCGCAAGAUUUUUUCAAUUCUAGACAGCCAUCCGUGGAAGCAGUGAGAGCAAUUUGCCCCAAUGCAACCAUUUCUCUUCAACAGCAGAUUGCCGGACCCUUCAGUUUCAGAGUUGAUUCUGGAAUUGUAAUUGAUUGGCAGAACAAAGAUUGGCAUAUUCGAAUGCAUGAUCCAGUGUUUGCGAUCGAGUAUGCAUUACAGGUCCUUGGUUCAGCGAAAGCUAUUGCUUGGUAUUCCCCAAAGCAACAAGAAUUUAUGAUGGAACUUAGGUUUUUUGAGACCUAAAUUAUGAAUGUCUAGAAAUUAAUUUUUUUUUUGGUAAUUUAUGGAGAUGCCUUUUGUUCCUCAAAUUGUUCUUGAAAAAUCUAUUGGCAUUCAGCUUUUCAUAAACUUACUGCUUGUAUGUGCAUAUUAUUUUAAUGGAUUUGAUAUUUGAUA
Molecule: messenger RNA, 1788 nt
Organism: Hevea brasiliensis (rubber tree)
Lineage: Eukaryota; Viridiplantae; Streptophyta; Magnoliopsida; Malpighiales; Euphorbiaceae
Product: protein TRIGALACTOSYLDIACYLGLYCEROL 4, chloroplastic
Exons: 5
Coding region: 223-1635 (470 amino acids)
Biological process (GO): ER to chloroplast lipid transport; acylglycerol transport
Cellular component (GO): chloroplast envelope
Molecular function (GO): phosphatidic acid binding
Source: RefSeq, a predicted model, not a curated record